This is a messenger RNA of Galendromus occidentalis (western predatory mite), 1344 nucleotides long. RefSeq names its product forkhead box protein J1-like. Bases 1 to 1344 code for a protein of 447 amino acids. The transcript has 7 exons. Gene Ontology annotation, cellular component: nucleus. Lineage: Eukaryota; Metazoa; Arthropoda; Arachnida; Mesostigmata; Phytoseiidae. The record is from RefSeq and is a predicted model, not a curated record. Gene Ontology annotation, molecular function: RNA polymerase II cis-regulatory region sequence-specific DNA binding; DNA-binding transcription factor activity, RNA polymerase II-specific. Gene Ontology annotation, biological process: regulation of transcription by RNA polymerase II.
AUGUCGUCGGCGCAGCCUGAGGUGGACGAUUCGCUCACGUCACUUCAUUGGCUUCAAAAUCUCAACAUCAUGGGCAGAAUCGGUUCACCAACUCCACCAACUCCGCCAGCUAGUCCGGUGCCAUUCGAUGAAGUGCCGUCAAUCAUACCUCGGAAGCCUUCACCACCUCCUACGGUUGUUCGAAAGAGACCGCCACCAACGAUUGAUUUCGCCAACGAUGAUUCUGUUAAACCACCAUUCUCCUACGCCAAUCUCAUUUGCAUGGCGAUGCAGAACAAUUCCAACAAAAUGACACUCUCUGCCAUCUACAAGUGGAUCCGAGAUAAUUUUAAAUACUACCGGAACGCAGAUCCCGGCUGGCAGAACUCGAUCCGCCACAACCUUUCCUUGAACAAAUGCUUCAUCAAAAUUCCUCGGCAAAAAGACGAACCCGGAAAAGGCGGUUUCUGGAAAUUGGAUCCAAACUACGUCAAUCACAUGGUAGACGGUUCAUUCAAAAAGAGGAAGGUCACAUCGAACACCAGCUUCACAAGUCGACCGCAGGGAAAGAAGAAAACGAUCGAGACUAAAGACGUCGUUCUUGGAAUUUCGCCCAAAGUUGUGCAACUCAUUCAAAAGAAGGAGAAGACAUGCAGUCCUCUUCAGCCACAUUGCGGAAAUCUUUCACCACCGCUGCCUUCCUUCCCGACGCUAGAGAAAAGUUCAAUCAACUCUAGCUUCGUAUCGGUGGGCAACCCGGCCCAACAAGUUGUCAUCGAGACGGAGCAAGCCGUGCAGAGUCUUGAGAUGGAACAAGGUCUCCUGACGGAUCCGCUGAAAGGCGAUCUCUCAUGGAUACUCUCGGAGGGUGAGCUGGGGCUAGAACAGCUCGAGGUCGUUGAAGUGACCACAGCCGACGGUGUCUUUAGUGUGCCCCAGGGGACCGUUUUAGCCGACGGACAACUACUCGUUAAUGGACCGGUGUCGCGGGAGGAGCACCAGACUGAACAAAAUGAUGCUUUACAGAGUACCACCGAAGGUACUGGGGAUAUCUGGUGGGAGAGCUGUUUCAACGGCCAAGCUGACUUGUCGAUAGGGGGUCUCAGAGGAGCUACGGUGGGUGUUCCCUCGGUGACUUCAGCCACACCUCCAACGGAAGCUUCGCCCCCUCAGCAAUUGGAUUUGUUACCUCCGACACAAUUCGUGCCACCGGUGACUACUCCGAACGUGGCUCACAAUGCCGGCGCUGAUCUCCAGUUCACCACCGUAACCAAUGGUUCAGCUGGUGCAACAUCUCAUUGGGACGACGAAUGCAGAACUGCCUUGGAGGCUGCCGCGAUUGAACUUGAAGCGUACAACUUUUAA